UUAUACUCAUGGCUUUGGCGUUUGGGACAUAUUAUUCUUCAUCGAAAACUUUUCGCAUGUAUCUGGCACAUUGCUCUGUUCCAGCCACCCCAACAUGGCUGCGACGACGGAGACACUCGAUUGGCCGAAUAUUUCGAAAAUCCCUCCGUUCUUCUUCAAAAGCCAUGUACCUUUUUUCCUUCAUAUCUUCACCUGUUAUGCUCGGUUUUACCCUCUUGAUGUGCCCUUUUUCUUAUCCUUUUUGUCUACCUAUUUUCUUAGAAUACCUUGUACCUUGUAUUUUCCAUUGAUAAUUGAUCGCAAUGAUACGAUCUGUUGUAUUGUCUUCUUGAGACCAUCGUCUGGCCAGUCUGGACGGGCGCAUUGGCUCGACUUUUGGUGUUCUGUAUGUCAUAGCGGAUCUUGGAUGAGGAGAGCCAGUUGCUAUCAAACCAAAAAAAAAAAAAAAAAAAAAAAAUCAAGGCUCAUCAUAAAACAUCCAGGAAACCUGGUCUUUAGUAGAAGAUUGAUUACUUCAUUUAUUUCAGGGUAUUUAUAGGAAGGGAAGGGUUUUUGGUUUCGCUGCUUUAGGACUCGGACCCUGGCGAUCGGCUGGUUGCUGCGUCUCAGCGAGAUCUUAAGCUUCCCAAACAUUCUACAGCUUUAACCUUGAAUUGUCCACUUUUUUCUUUCUGGUUCUUCUUUUUGAG
Messenger RNA from Aspergillus japonicus CBS 114.51, 689 nucleotides. RefSeq lists its product as uncharacterized. The transcript has a single exon. NCBI's taxonomy places the organism in Eukaryota, Fungi, Ascomycota, Eurotiomycetes, Eurotiales, Aspergillaceae. The record is from RefSeq and is a predicted model, not a curated record. Bases 95 to 538 code for a protein of 147 amino acids.